Rhododendron vialii is the source of this 2548-nucleotide messenger RNA. RefSeq names its product LEAF RUST 10 DISEASE-RESISTANCE LOCUS RECEPTOR-LIKE PROTEIN KINASE-like 1.1. The record is from RefSeq and is a predicted model, not a curated record. Gene Ontology annotation, molecular function: ATP binding; protein kinase activity. NCBI's taxonomy places the organism in Eukaryota, Viridiplantae, Streptophyta, Magnoliopsida, Ericales, Ericaceae. The transcript is spliced from 5 exons. The coding region runs from base 1025 to 2308 and encodes 427 amino acids. Gene Ontology annotation, biological process: protein phosphorylation.
UUUUUCUGCCUUGAUAGAACAUUUCCAGCAACUAAUUUAUGCUUUAAAUAUGCAGAAACUAAGACACAGUUGUUAAACUUACGUUCUUGAAUGCUGAAAUUGAAUUUUAGUUGCAGAAAAUAUGGUAUAAGUGCUGAAAGUGUGAAAGUUAGUAUUUUUUUGGUGGUAACUAAAUUUCUGCAUAUGAUCUGCUCUAUGAUUUCCAUGCAAAAUUCACCAAGUGGAGCUGUGUUUAAUGCUUUGCAAUGUUGGAUUUAAUAUGUAAACUGAUUUGUAGCUUGUUUGUUUGUACCAAUGCAAACAUAUUGCUUGGCGGGCUUGAAGCCGAAGCUUGGAUGUUAUGAAUCUAUGAUGAAUCACAUUUCUGGUAGUUCUUGGUUAGUCAAGUCAGAGGAGAUGGAGGAAAGUUAUUUAUUCUCUGAUGUCACACAUGAUUUUUGACUGGCUGGCAGAACGUGCCUGGUUGUUUUUCACUUACUAGGAUUUGUUAUAGAAACAACUAAUUGAUUCAUUACAAAUGGAGAGCAUCAAGCGGCUAACUCUGUAUCCAUCGAGGCUUAUAGAACUGCAUAUUCAACUCAAUUCAACACCAUGGAAGAUGUUUCUCAUGCUAGAGAUCCUGCUGAUGCUUAUGAUGAGGCUGUUGUUCAAGUCUUUGGAUGCUAUUUUGAGAGGCCUAACUUUGCCUCUAUGGAACAGAAAACUCCAUUGAACUUGACAACAAACAGAAAACUCCAUUGAACUUGACAAGAAACAAGAUGAGUAUUUUCGUGGCAAUGACAGUUACAGAGACUGCAGUGGAUACACUGUCUACUAUAAGUAUCCUUAUCAUUCUAGUGUCUCGAGUAAUGCCAGUGUUGGUCUCAACUGUUCGGUUAUUGAAUUGUCAGUGGUACCCGAACUCGGAAACCGAAAUGCCAGUGAUUUGUUCUCUGUGUUGGCUUCUGAGUUCUCUAUCAGGUUUCAUGUGUCCAAGGAAUGUCAAAAGUGUCGACACAAGGGGGGGAGGUGUUCUCGUGAUGGCAUGCGCUUCUGCUACACAAAUGACAAAGAAGGAAUUAGCAACUUGACACUGGUACUAGGAACAGUUAUACCUGGAGUCGUAAUCCUUCUGCUAUGCUUGGUCAUAAUAAUUAUAUGGCGUUUCAACAAAUGGAAUCAUGUUUCAUCGUACAUCUCUUCAAAGAACACUUCCUCUGAUCACUUAUCGAAAGCAAACCUUGAAGGAGGUAGUGCCUACUUUGGUGCCUCUGUCUUCUCCUAUGCUGAACUUGAACAAGCCACUGAUGACUUCGACCCUUCCAAGGAAUUGGGAGAUGGAGGUUUCGGCACCGUGUACCAUGGAAUACUCCGGGACGGAAGGGAAGUUGCUGUCAAGCGCCUAUACGAGCACAACUACAAGCGGGUGAAGCAGUUCAUGAACGAAAUCGAAAUCCUUACCUCUUUGAGCCACCCCAAUCUGGUUACCCUUUUUGGUUGCACCUCCCGCCAUAGCCGAGAACUACUACUCGUAUAUGAGUACAUUCCCAAUGGCACUGUGGCAGAUCAUCUACACGGUGAUCGAGCAAAGGAUGGUUCGCUUGCAUGGCCUAUUCGCAUGAACAUAGCCAUUGAAACCGCCAGUGCAUUGGUUUACCUCCAUGAUUCUGAUAUCAUCCACCGCGAUGUAAAGACUGACAACAUACUCCUUGACAACGAUUUUUGCGUUAAAGUAGGAGAUUUCGGGCUCUCGAGACUCUUCCCCAACCAUGCCACUCACGUCUCAACGGCUCCACAGGGCACUCCGGGUUAUGUUGAUCCCGAGUACCAUCGAUGUUACCAGCUUACUGACAAGAGUGAUGUUUAUAGCUUUGGGGUUGUUCUUAUUGAGCUCAUAUCAUCACUGCCGGCUGUUGACAUUAACAGGCAUAGGGAUGAGAUUAAUUUGGCUAACUUAGCAGUAAACAGGAUCCAAAACCGUGCAAUCCAUGAGUUGAUUGAUCCGUCUCUUGGGUUUGAGUCAGAUCCUUCGAUUGAGAGGAUGACUUUGUCGAUGGCAGAGGUGGCUUUUAGGUGUUUGCAACUUGAUAAGGACGUGAGGCCUACGAUGAAAGAGAUUUUGGAGGAUUUGAUGGGGAUUCAUUCGUACAAAGAUGAGAAUGCUGGGAAGAUAAUUGAUGAUGGUAGUGCGUUAACAACUAGAAGGCCUCCUACUUCAUCUGAUGGCGAAGAUGUUGUGUUGUUGAAGAACAGCAUGCCCCCAGUUUCACCAGCUUUGGUGACCAAUAGAUGGGUUAGUACCUCUACCACGCCCACCUCCAGUGAGUAAGGCUUUCGUUUCACUCUACUUUUGUUUGAAGAUAGAUAUGUCAAGAAAAUAAUCUUGACACUCGUAGCUAUGCAACCGAGCAGUUCAAAUUCAGUUUCCAUUUUGUUGUAUUUUGAAAUGACUACAUAUGGUCUGAUAAUUCUAUUGAGAGAAUGUGUAUAGUGAGUGCAUAGAGCUCUUCUUGUGUUUUUGUUCAUAUUUUGAGAUUUUUGAAGUCAUGGCUCAGUUCUCAUUGUGCAA